AUCGAAGCCUCGCUUUCUUUGGCCAGCAAUCACAAUGGCGAAGGGCAAGGGAAAAAGGGCGUUCGAGGCUGGUGAUAUGGCUGCAAGCGGACAAGGCAACUCCACCAGCAAUACUGGUGCUGCGGACUCCCUCCCGGAUAUCUCAGGCGCGUCACUCGCGAGCCUCACGAAAAGAAUAGAACUAAAACUGCACGAGAACCAGAAAUCGAAAGCCGAUCCGAAGAAAGCUUCUUCUCUGGCGAAGAGCAGUAAGCAGAAGCGUGACUCGAGUUCCGGAGUGCAGCCUCCCACAAACAACAAAAAGGGCAAGAAAAGGGACAGGAGCGGACAGGUCAUCCAGAAGCAUCCACCCAAUACCAAAAAUGUGCAGGUUGAUGAUGUUCUGGAACAAGAAAUUUACGCUGUUGGUGGUACGAAGGAAGACUACGAAUUACUUGCCGCUGUGGAGUCUGACUCUGAAAUGGAAGACCUGGCCGAUGGAUUGACGGGGUUGAUCGGAAAGCGCGCCGACGCGGAAGCUCUUCGCCAGAACAUUGAAAAGAUCAUGAAAGGAGGCGACAUCCCUGCGGAACCUUCGCGUGGAGCUAAGGAGCCUAUUGCAUCGAAUAUAGAUCCGAGUCAGCGGCAACGCAACUCGACAGAGAAGCAAACCAGCAAACAGCUAAAGCAACCUGAACCCAAAAAGGAGAACGAGAAGGCAUUGGACCAAAAGUUAUCUCGGCCUAAGAAAUUGAGCUCGUCGAACCUUGUUCUUGAUCCACGUCCGGACUGGUAUUCGAGCCCUCUCCCCGAGAUAACGGCCGACGGAGAAAGGCGAUCUAACAUCCCACGCCCUGUGCUGGACCAUAUUCGCGAAUAUGCAUCAUCCUUGUUGGAGGUAGAGAACAAAGCAUAUGUCUCCUCCCGCGAAGCCUCAUCGUCUUCGACUUACAAGUUUUAUUCCACCAUCGUGUCAUCCGGGACACUGAGUGAUAAAAUAUCCGCUUUAACUUUGGAAGUUCAGGCAUCGCCGCUGCAUAAUGUCAAGGCACUCGAACAGUUGGUCGGUUUAGCAAAGAAGCGGAGCCGAGCGCAGGCUGUUGAAGUUCUAAGAUCGUUAAAGGACUUAUUUGCCCAAGGGACCUUGCUUCCCAGCAACCGAAGGCUAAAGUAUUUUAUUAACCAGCCAGCCUUGGGCACGGCUCUCUUUGGCUUGAACAAUUGGAGCUCAGCAGAUCCUCUACCUCGAGGUCUAGAGCGGAGCCACCUUAUUCACUGGGCAUUUGAAGAUUUCCUCAAAGAGCAAUACUUUGAAGUUUUGAAAAUCCUCGAGGUAUGGUGCAAUGAUGAGAUCGAGUUCUCGAGGUCAAGAGCAGUCAGUUACGUCUACGAACUACUCAAGGAGAAGCCAGAGCAGGAGUCAAACCUCUUACGCUUACUUGUGAACAAACUCGGAGACCCAAGCAAGAAGAUUGCCUCCCGCGCCUCCUACUUGCUUCUUCAACUCCAGCAAGCUCACCCUUUGAUGAAAGGGACAAUAAUUUCGGCGGUCGAGUCAGAAUUACUUUUCCGCCCUGGGCAAAGUCAACAUGCCAAAUAUUAUGCAGCCAUUACCCUUAAUCAGACAGUGCUUAGUAGCAGCGAAGAUAAGGUUGCCGAAAAGCUUCUAGAUAUAUACUUCAGUUUGUUCGUUUCAAUUCUGAAGGCCGGCAAAGAAGGUCAUGAUAAAUUAGCCGAUAAGCAGGAUAAAAAGCCUGCCAAACUCAAGGGGAAAAAACAUCGCAGUCUGGCCAAAAAUAACAGCCAAGAGGAUGAAUUGAGAGAAAAACUUAUUUCUGCUGUUCUCACUGGGGUCAAUCGAGCCUAUCCGUUUACUGCAUCUAGCACUGAGAGGCUCACGAAUCACAUUAAUACACUUUUCCGCAUUACCCAUUCUUCCAACUUUAACACCAGCAUACAAGCCCUAAUGCUUAUUCACCAGCUAUCAUCUUCUCACAAAGUAUCGGCAGACAGGUUUUAUCGAACGCUGUACGAAUCGUUGCUAGAUCCCCGUAUUACAACAUCUUCGAAGCAGGCUUUGUAUUUGAACCUUCUGUACAAAGCGCUAAAAGCGGAUGUAAACUUGAAGCGAGUUAAGGCGUUUGUUAAGCGGCUGGUUCAAAUUCUCACUUUACACCACCCAUCCUUCAUCUGCGGUGUUUUUUAUUUGAUAAGGGAACUAGAAGUAACGUUCCCUGGCUUGACUACAUUGGUAGAUCAACCGGAAUACCACGAGGAUGACGAUGAGGAAGUUUUCAAGGAUGUUCCAGAAGAAGAUGAACAAAUUGUUGAAACUGUUUUAGCCCCUAAGGAGGCUAGUAAUACAGCACCUGGCUACGACUCUCGAAAAAGGGACCCUGAACAAAGCAAUGCUGACAGAAGCUGUCUUUGGGAACUGCUCCCAUACUUAUCGCAUUUCCAUCCUUCGGUCUCAGUUGGCGCUAGUCAACUUCUACAACACCAAAAGAUGUCUGGAAAACCAGACCUUACGAUUCACACGCUUUCCCAUUUCCUAGAUCGAUUUGUGUACCGCAGUCCAAAAACAUCAUCCAACUUGCGCGGAUCUUCAAUUAUGCAGCCGCUGGCUGGCGCCGAUACCAGUGCCCUGCUCGUUACAUCCGGAAAUACCACUAGAGCCCACGAAUCCGUCAACAAUGAAGCAUUUUGGACAAAGAAGACCGAAGAGGUCGCUGCAGAAGACGUUUUCUUCCACGCUUACUUUAAUCGUGUGGCUAAGGAUAAAUCGAAGAAGAAGCCCAAGAAAACUGCAAAGGACGAACAUGACCUGGACGAUAGCGACGCCGAGUCAGAGGUCUGGAAGGCUCUUGUUGAUUCGCGCCCGGAACUUGAGGGUGGUGCGGGAAGUGAUGAUGAUCUUGACCUGGAAGAUUUGGAGUCCGCCAUGGAAGAUGAGGAAGAUGAAGAUCUUGGAGGAGAUUUGUCGGGCGAUGAAGACGUCAUUUUCAAUGAUGAGAGUUCUGAAGGAGAACAGGAAGAUCAUGCCGGUCAAGCUGACGAAGACGAAUUCGAAGGUUUCGAUGAAGAAGACGCAUUUGAUAUGGACGUAUCAGAUGAGGAUGCCUUCCGUGAUAGUGACGAGGAUAUUCCUUCUGAUUUCGAUAUGGGCGUUGACGAGGAGCAGGAGAAGGAGACCGGGAAAAAUCAGUCUUCUCGAAGAGAGAAGAGACGCAAACUUAAGCAUUUGCCCACUUUCGCAUCAGUCGAAGAUUAUGCUGCCCUUUUGGAUCAGGAGCCUGACGAAAAUGUUUGA
Molecule: messenger RNA, 3289 nt
Organism: Coccidioides posadasii C735 delta SOWgp
Lineage: Eukaryota; Fungi; Ascomycota; Eurotiomycetes; Onygenales; Onygenaceae
Cellular component (GO): nucleus
Source: RefSeq, a predicted model, not a curated record